AAAACCUCCAGGCAUUCUUCGUUUCUCGACAACAAUCUGCUGAACGGCACGCCAGUCGAGCACGCGGGACGAUUGACGUAUCAGAGGAUUACUUGCGAACGCGACGUAAGCUGUGUUUACAAGAAUUCGUUUCCAUGGCAGCAGUUUUGAAUUGCAAGAAGAGUGCGUAAAUGUUUUUAGCAAUAUUUGUGAGAUUUAUUAUUUUAUAUGUGAUAUUUUACGAAACACAUACAACGAGAUGGUAGAAGCAGGAGAAUCGGACGUGCAAAUUAUUCUAAGUAUAAAAGAAGGAAAAGAUUUUGAACAAGUUUUACAACCAACAAUAUUAGUUGGCACUUUAAAUGGACACUCUUUGAAAACUGACAAAAUUGAGUCAAGCCCAAACCCACAAUAUGAUACUGAUCUGAUUUGGGAAACUAACAAAAUUACAAUGAGAAAAAUGCGGUCAGGACAAGCAUCGUUGAAAUUAGAAUGCUAUGCUUUUAAAGAAAAUGAGAAUAAAGAGAAAAUUGGGCAUGUUCUAUUAAGUUUACGUUCUGCACACCUAGCGUACAAAUAUGGGGAUGUGAAUCCAAAAGCAAGUUGGCAUAAAUUGAUAGGAUUAAGGAGUGAUCUCAAAACAAACAAGCCUGAAUUACUUCUUACAUUGAGGAUUGAGGAUCGCAAAAGUACAAAUUUAGAUACAGCAUUAGAGGUAAGAAAUUCAUUAACAGAAGAUAUUGCUAAACAAAGUGAUAAAAUAACACCUUAUUUGCAUCCUGAUGAGCAAUUAAUUCAAUUGGGACCUGUAAACACCUGUUACGAAUUGUUCUUGCUAAGUAUCACAGUCAUAUGUAUAGAAAAUUUGCACCUAUUAUUACCUGAAAACCUGAACAAGGACAGUACUGUGUGUAUUUUGUACAGAGUCUUAGAAAAUGACGUAGAACUUAAACCAUUUAAAGUAAAUGACAAAAAUCACCUGCCACAUGAAAAAGUGAUAGUGAGAAUACGAAGCUCCUUGCAUAUGUUAAAGCAUUAUUUACAGUUGAAUCCACAUUUGUCGGUAUUAUUGAAACAUGAAAAUAAUACAAUAGCCGAAUCACUAGUCAAUCUGCAAUCACUAGUACCAGCAGAUAACAUUCAAGAAUUCUUCAAGUGUACUGGGACCUCAAGUAUCACCCUACAUGAACGUUGUUUCCUAACUAAAAGAGACUUAGCACAGAAAUCCAUCGAAAGCCACCUCCAAAAAUCCUACCUCGAUAUACAACUUAAACUACAAUAUGUUGAAACUAAAACAGAUGUCCUGCACAAUCCUGAUACAAAUAUGAGUUUUAACAAUCGCACAAUACCUAAUAUUCAGUACUGUAACGAGGAAAAUAUGAGUAAUAGAUGUCCAGAGGUUGAGUCUCACAGAAAUCCUAGUGGCGACUUCAGAAAAUGUAAUCCAAUCAGCAUUCCUGGGGAAACAAAAUGUGCGACGGAACGCAAAUAUACAAACCAGCACUUCCUUGAUUGCCAACAUCUAAAAAGUCAAAUGGAUAAAAUGAUGUGUUUAUGUUCCAGCGAUACUGCGGUCUGCAAUUGUAUGAAUGUAAAAUGUGCAGGAUCUUACCAUUGCUAUUGUCUAUAUAUUUCGCUCGUAGCAAUAACUUCUGUAUCCCCGAAACUAUCUGGACGACGGAUUGAGUUCCGAUUUCACCAUCCCAAAGCUGAGAACACAUCGGUGGCGCAUGCAACAAUAUCAGCAGUAACAGGUGAAAAGUCGAAAUUGCAAAAUAUCGGGUGUCAAUUUCACUUCAUAUCUACGCCGAACGAAAUUAAACAGUUGCUGCAGUCUUUCCCACCAAAGAUCAGUAUGUAUGAUACAAAUGAAGCCGCUAAACCAGUGUCACUGUUAGUGUUGGAUUUAAAACCAUUAUUUCAUCAGGAUAAGCCCGAAUGUCAAUAUAAAUUACCUCUGUACGAUACGGAUACAAAUAAAAUUGGUGAUGUAGACGUUAUGCUCAAGCUGGAAAAUCGUGGGCCACAUUUUUUAUUGAACAAAGAAACUGCUGAUAAAAACUUAGGUCCGCCGAUAUUAGAUGAUAGCUUGGCGUAUAAAAUAGUAGACGAGCUCGAAACAUGGAAAGAACGUCAAAAAGAGAUGUUUAAAGCUGAGCUCAAAAAGAAGGAAGAACGACACUUGAACAUGCUGAGCGAGGAGUGGCGAAGGCAAAAGGAAAGCCUAGAGUCGAAGCUUGCAUGCAGCGUCGAGCAGUGUAAGAUACUAGCGAACAGUCUGAAUAACGCCACUGAAGAUUUACGAACACGCCGAUUAAAGAGCCUGGAAAAUGAGACUCGACUGAUCAAAGCGAACGAGAACAUACAGUGGAGAUACGAGGUCAAGUUGCAGGAACUUCGAGAUUCUUCGCACUCGAUGCAAAGUGAUCUCAUGUCAAAGGUGAGCAAGCUCGAGGAAAAGAAAUCCGCUCUAGAGGCGCAGGUGGAAAUAUUGAUGUACGAGAAUGAGAGCUUGAAGUUAUCGAUAAGCAAACUGACGAACGAGUUACAAAUGUAUCAGAAGGGAUCCUUGACUCAAGAUCAGACGGCGUCACUUCUGCAAGAGUUAAAAGUACUCGAAGAGAAAUUGAACAACGCUCAAAAGGGGAAGUCAUUUUUCAAGGAGCAGUGGGGCAAAGCUGUUCGCGAGAUACACAGAAUGAAAGUGGAUCAUCAGAAAACCAUGCAAGAUCAAAUAAAGAACAGCAAGGAGGAACUGAAGAACGUGGACUUGGCGGAAAUUUUAUCCAUAGACACAAGAGCCUUGACCAACGAUCAAAUCCUAUUGAACGAACUGCAGAAGGAGAUCGACGGGAUCAAGCCGAGGCAACCUUUCGCUUCGAAAGAAGCCUACGGUCAAAUCUUUGCGUCAGUCAACGACGCCUUUUCCGAAGAUUCUUACAACGGUAACAAAAUCAUAUCUGGUAAAUCGGACGAGCGCAAUGAGCGACUGCAGGCGCUGAGGGAAGAACGCGACUCACUGUUGAGGACCGGAAGUUAUUCGUCGGACGACACAGUGAUUAGAAAGCUCGACACGGAGAUACGAUCUUUGCUGGUAAGCAGGUAACGAGUUUAUCGCGACUGCCGAGAGCAGACGACAGACGAAAACGAAACUUCCCCGGCAACACAUCCGUGCGGAAAAGAUGCAUUCGUGCAAUUCGGAGAUAAAAACACUACGACGUAGUUACGCCAGAGCGGGUCGAUUUAUAUACACAUUUGUACAAAUAAAUAUUU
Molecule: messenger RNA, 3252 nt
Organism: Dinoponera quadriceps
Lineage: Eukaryota; Metazoa; Arthropoda; Insecta; Hymenoptera; Formicidae
Gene: rha
Product: centrosomal protein of 120 kDa-like
Exons: 12
Coding region: 239-3085 (948 amino acids)
Biological process (GO): positive regulation of centriole elongation; interkinetic nuclear migration; centrosome cycle
Cellular component (GO): centrosome; centriole
Source: RefSeq, a predicted model, not a curated record